This is a messenger RNA of Malassezia globosa CBS 7966, 411 nucleotides long. RefSeq lists its product as uncharacterized. The record is from RefSeq and is a predicted model, not a curated record. The coding region runs from base 1 to 411 and encodes 136 amino acids. The transcript is spliced from 3 exons. Lineage: Eukaryota; Fungi; Basidiomycota; Malasseziomycetes; Malasseziales; Malasseziaceae.
AUGGCAGAUCUAGAAGAGCUAUCUUAUAUGGAUGGCUACCGCGGCGGGUAUGAACAAGGGCAACAAGUUGGCUUGAUUGAGGGACGGUUGUUUGGCGGCGAGAAGGGGUUUGAACUAUGGACCGAGCUUGGCUACUAUAAAGGUGUCAUUUCUGUGUUCAAGCACAUCCUGGAAAGUCAGUUGAGCACAAAGCUGCAUGAAGUCCAUGAACUUGAAAGUGUUGAUCUCAAAGCAAAAAAGCAAUGGCAGCAACUGGCAUCGCUAGAAGCACUUUGGAACCAAAUUCCUCAACAGAAUGAUUCAAACAAUGCUGCAGCCAACGAAAUUUGCCACAAUGAUGAGGAUGUAUUUGACUUGGUCAAUCUAAUUUCGUCCGUAUUGCAGGACAGCUGGUUGAUCCAAAUCAAUUGA